Messenger RNA from Colletotrichum tamarilloi, 609 nucleotides. RefSeq lists its product as uncharacterized. The transcript has 2 exons. The annotation marks the transcript as partial. The record is from RefSeq and is a predicted model, not a curated record. NCBI's taxonomy places the organism in Eukaryota, Fungi, Ascomycota, Sordariomycetes, Glomerellales, Glomerellaceae.
UCCAGUCAAAUCUGUGCUCACUGCUGCAUCGUCUGGUGCGAGCAAAGGACGCAAAGGCACGGCCACUUCUACCUGAGCUCUCUGCUCUCUCUGCUCUCUCUCUCUCUCUGGCACCUCACCUCGCAAACCCACCACCACCACCACCACCUAACCUGCGCGGCACCAGCAAAGAAGCGACGGGGACACUCUCUUUCUUCGCAGCGCAGCGGCUGCCCAGCACCAAAGAAGCAGAGCAGCCAGAACGGCGCCAGCGACCUGAACCCAAACGAACUAUUCCCAACCUCACCUUCCCUCCUCUUCCUCCUCUUCCCAUCUUCUCCUCUUCCCACCGUUUCUUCUCUUCCUCCCCAUCGCUCUCCGCAUCCUGUGCUCUUCUUUCUUCCAUCUUCAUUAUUGUCCUGCCUACCCCCGAGCGACCCCGCGAGCCGAUCUCAUCGCUCGUCCGCUCCCGGCUUUAAGUUCUCAACGCUCCUUACUCGAUUUCCAACCCUCAGCGUCGCGUGCGACGACUUUCGUUUUGCGACACCUUGCGAGCAAGCCCGCUUGCUGUUGCUCCGCCUUCUUUUCAAACCCCAACUCUGUUCGUCUUCGCCUUGCUCGGAACUGUGA